Molecule: messenger RNA, 6458 nt
Organism: Elgaria multicarinata webbii
Lineage: Eukaryota; Metazoa; Chordata; Lepidosauria; Squamata; Anguidae
Product: protein NLRC5-like
Exons: 44
Coding region: 91-5118 (1675 amino acids)
Biological process (GO): intracellular signal transduction; positive regulation of MHC class I biosynthetic process; negative regulation of type I interferon-mediated signaling pathway
Cellular component (GO): nucleus
Molecular function (GO): protein binding
Source: RefSeq, a predicted model, not a curated record
GCAACGCAAAUAGAUAGCUCAUCAGCUUUCAGACAAGCCUUUGUCAGCCUUGUGAUUCAUCACAGCAAAGCUUUUAGGAUAAAAGGAAAGAUGGAUAAAGCCAAGGAGGACCCAACAGUUCUUCAUGAUGGAGAGGAACAUGGCAGUGCAACUAUUAGAUUGUCUGAUCUCUUCAUAAGUGUCCACAGUGGUGCCACCAAGGUCAUUCUUUUGUUGGGUAAACCAGGAAUAGGGAAAACUAGGCUCGUGCACAAAAUUUGCCAACAGUGGGCUGAGGGAGCCCUGCCACAGUUCCAGUUCAUCUUCCUCUUUGAGUUCAGGCAGCUAAACCUGAUCAAAAGGAAGCUUACACUCCGAGAACUUUUAUUUGACUUCUUUCUCCAACCGGAAAAUUGCCCGGAUGCAGUAUUUGAACAUCUCCUAGAGAAUGCCCAGCACACAUUGGUGAUCUUUGAUGGACUGGAUGAAUUUGUGGAGAACAUUCAACUCCUAACUUCCUGUCAAACACCAUUCGCUAAUCUUGGCAACCCUAUUUCUGUCUCGGAACUUUUUGCCAGUCUUUGUCAUGGAAAACUCUUGCCUAGCUGCACCGUGCUGGUCACAACCCGGCCAAAGGUAUUUCCUGAAGCUUUCUUCAAACCUAUCACCCUCCUAGCAGAAAUCUGGGGUUUUGACCAUGAAAAAGUCGAGGAAUAUGCCAGCUAUUUUUUCCACCAGCGUUCACAGAAAGAGCAAGUCCUUGCUUGCCUGAAAAGCAACAGCAAACUCUUGAGCAUGUGUUAUAUUCCUGCCUUGUGUAACAUUGUCUGCAUUUGCCUGGAAUAUUUGCUCCUUCAAAAUUCAGGAGGUGUCCAGCUCCCUCAAACCAUAACUCAGAUUUACCUCAAAAUGCUCCACAUAUUCAUAUGCAAGCAUCAGAAGCUGAGUGCUUUCAGAGAAGAAGUGGACUUGAGUCAACACCAAGCAACUCUUGAAGGCCUGUGUGAAUUGGCCUUUAAAGGCCUAGAAGAAAAAAAGAUGUUGUUUUAUGCUGGUGAGGUCCCGGGGCACGUGAAGGAUUUUGCUUGCUUGCAUGGGCUCCUGCUGGACUUUGAGGUAAAGGCAAGCAAUGGCCAGAUGCAGGCCGGUUAUACCUUUGCCCACUUCAGUCUGCAAGAGUUCUUUGCAGCGCUCUUCUUGUUGACAAGCCCGUCCCUGGACAGCAACUCUCUGAAGCAGAGGUUUUAUCUGAGGUCAAAGUGGACUCUAAAGAAGGAAGCCAAGAUGCCAUUCACUGAGAACUGCCAUGUCUUCUUAUCUGGUCUUUCAUCCCAAGAGUGCCGGCCAUUCCUUAGCUCUUUAGCCAGGCAAAAUGAGACCUGGAUACAGGAGCGACAAGCCGUAUUCGUGCAGCUGCUGAAGAAGCUGGCAACGCCUCAGUUAACGGGGCCCAAAGUAGCUGAGCUAUGCCAUUGCGUGUACGAGACGCAAGACGUUGACUUAGCGCAGCAUGUUGCAAAGCGGUUAAAUUUCAGGUAUCAGUUUAGAAACUUCAGGCUGAUGCCACUGGACAUGACGACUCUGGCUUUUGUCAUCAACAGCAGCCCAGAUUUGGUGUCCUUGAAAUUUGACGGAUGCCCCAUGGAACUUGGCUAUUUGGAUGUCUUUGGCAGCUGUGAAAAUAUAAAGAGCUUGAGCUUUAGGAGCAGGAAGUAUGGAAAUGAGUUUGCUGCAGUCCUCUCUCAAAGCCUACCAAGGAUCAAGCGACUGACAUCAUUUCAGUUAGCAGGAGGAAAUAUCACAAUCCUAGGACUUGAAGACCUGAUACAAGCUUUUUCAAACUGCCAUCAGCUAGAAGACAUAAACUUGCAGCACAACAGACUGAAGGAGCAAGAAAUGAUCAAGAUUACAGAAAUAUUUUCCACUGUAAAAAGGUUAAAGAAAAUGGAUUUAAGCCACAAUGAGAUUUCGGUGAGUGUCGUUCUCGCUUUCACCAGAGCCGCUGCAACUUGUCCAAACAUUACCAAGCUGCAUAUAAGGAGGGAAACUUUAACAAUCCAUUUCACCCGUCACUCAGAAAAAGAUCCCAGGUUAAAAGAUGUGGGAAUAAAGGAAGAGGAAACUAUUCCUAAAGCUAGAACUUUAAUCUUACGAUUGCAGGACUGCCAGUUAGACUCCCAACGGGCAGAGGAGAUGGCUCAUGUUCUCCAGAGCUGUUCCCACCUUUCUGAAAUUGAUUUAUCAGAUAACCAGCUUGGUGAUGAAGGAUGCAAGAAGCUGAUGAAGAUGGUGCCCAAAAUGUGCAUUUCUGGCCUUCUGAUUUUAAACAACAACCAGCUUUCCAUGAAGAGUAUUUUCUGUUUCCUCAAUUCAAUGAGUAUUUGUCCAAAUAUAGUGAAGCUUAAAGCCAGUGUCCAUCAUCAAACCGCAACCUUAACGCUUGUUGGCAAAGACCUUAUUGAUGCCACUCUUUCCAGGAGGCGCUCUUCUAAUGAUGAUCAGUUAAAGAGUGAUGGACGUCAGAUGAUGACCACAUCAAGGGAAAUAUGCUUGGCAGACAAUAAUCUCCAUGGUGAAGAACUGAUGUACUUGUGCUUGUCCCUGAGAAUGUGCCGUGGUGUAUCUGAGUUGGACUUGUCAAAUAAUUUUCUGGGUGACCUGGGUGUUUUGAAGGUGGCAGAACUACUUCCAGAACUUAAAGGGUUACAUUCUUUAACACUGGAUGGUAACCACAUGUCCUUGGAUGGGGUCUUUUGCUUGGCCCGCUUCUUCUCCACCUUGGAACGUAUGGAAUCGAUGCAAUUAGGUUUGGGAAGAACCCAGCGCGUUCACUUAACCUUUGGGGAAAGAAUCAGCCUGGCCAGGGAACAUGAAGGGGAGGUGCUGGAUCAUGCCACCCAGGGCCGCAGUUUUUGUCUUAGGGAUUGCCCGGUGGGCCCAGAAGAUGUGGACCGACUCUUUGGGAUUCUAACCACAUGUUCUGGGUUGACAGAGAUCACCUUAUCUGGGACCUGGCUGACUGAUGAAGGUGUUGAGUAUCUGCUAAAGUUCCUGCCCUGUCUCAAUAGCCUGAAGCUUUUAAGGAUCAGUGAGAACACAUUUUCACCAAACGGCGUUCGCUUGCUGGCCAACUCAUUUAACCUCUGCAAGAGAAUCUGUGAAGUGGAAGUCAGAUCAAGUGAAAGUGCGUUUUUGCAUUUUGUGGAAAGUCAAGAAAGUCAAGAAAUAUACUGCAGGCUAACAGGUUGUGGCAUUGCUCAGGAUGAUAUCCAAGAACUCUGUGCCAUUCUUGAGAAGUGUGGCCAUCUUGCAGAACUGGAUCUUUCUGGAAACCAUCUUGGCAAUGAAGGGCUGAGGUGCCUCUUAGAACAUUUGCCCAAGACCCAAGUUCCCUGCCAACUGAAAAUCAGCCAGAACAGGAUCUCACAAGAGGGCGUGCUCCAUCUCAUCCGUGUCCUUGCCACAUACCAAAACGUAGCUGAAAUUCACGUAAGUUUGUACUCUGAGGAAAUGCUGCUUAUCACAUUAGUGAGUGAAGCUAAACCUCAAAAGAUCCUGAGACUAAAGCAAUGCAGCUUCCAAGCAAAACAUCUGGAGCAGUUGACCUCAGAGCUGGGGAAAUGCCUCACCCUGAGCGAUUUCACAUCAACUAAUAACGGCAUGAUGGUGAGCAAUGCUGAGGAUCUGUUUAGGACCCUGAGGAAACCGGCGGGCAUGUUAAGAAUAGGCAUAGAAGAGCCGUGGGUGAAAGAUGAAAGCGUUGUUCUUCUGAAGAUGGCUACUGAAGUCCAGGGAAACAUCACAGCACUCACGAGAGACAGAGCUCUCUUCGUGGUGGAACAGGAAUUUCCUAGUCAGGUGGAGGAAGUGGAGUCUGUGGAUACCAGGUUGUAUCAGAGUGAACUGAAAGCCAAAGGAGUCCAAUUCUUGCCAAAAUUCAUUGAAAAAUGCAGCUGUCUUUGGGCAUUAAACUGGUCUCGGGUGGAGCUCACGGAUGCGGAAGCAGCGGCCACCUUUGACGCCCUGUUGCAUUUUCCAGCACUGAAGAGACUUGCGUUCACCUGUUGCAGGAUACUGCCAGUUGGAACGGAGCGCCUGGCUGCUGCAUUGGAUCAAUGCCAUGCCAUUGAAGACCUUGACUUGUCCAAAAGUGAACUCAGCAUGAAUGGAAUCAGUACUCUCCUGAGUGCUCUGGAGGGCAAACAUCACUUGAAGAGCAUAAACCUUGGCUUUCUGAAUCUUGACAAGGGAAAUAUUCUGCAGCUGACUUCAAGACUCUCUGCCAUGCCUCUCCUGCGAAGACUUGUUUUGAACAAUAACCAUCUUGGUGGUGAAGCCUGUUCCCACCUUGCAGAAGCUUUGAAGAAUGCCGUUCACAUGGAAGAAAUCAAUUUAAGCUACAACAAAAUUGAUGAUGCCGGCAUAAAAGAAAUUGCUUCAGCUGUUCCGGAAAUGCAGAACAUGAAACGAAUUGACCUCUCCUUCAACCUGAUCAACUCUGCUGGAGGACAGUGUUUUGUGGAGGCUCUGACCGAUAGCAAGAAUCUAGAGAUGCUCAGCUUUUCUGGGAACAAUAUCGGAAAUGAGACUUUGGAAAAACUGGGUCCAGUUCUGCCUUCCAUGCACCACUUGAAGGUCCUUCAAUUGUCUUCCUGUAAGAUUGAUACGGAGGGUGUGGUUCAUUUGGCCAGAGCUCUCUUCAGGUGUCCACAAAUAGAAGAAAUCAGUUUGUCGGAAAAUGCUGUCGGGUACAAAGGAGUGACUGUGUUUGCAGAGCAGUGGCCACAGUAUUCACGACUCCGGAAAAUCGAUCUCAAGGCCUGUGGCAUCAGCGACUGUGCUUCCAAGACUUUCGCCCUUUGGGUUAGCCGCUGCCCUCUCCUUGAGGAGGUUAUCCUGUCCUGGAACCAACUUGGCGAUGACAGUGCUUUGGAACUGGCCACGCUGCUCCCCGCGAUGGAGAAGCUGAGAGUUCUGGAUCUGGACAAGAACUGUAUCACUGCUCAUGGUGCCGGAAGACUAGCAAAGGAACUUGUUCGUUGCCGUGGAAUCCAGUUUAUACGGCUCUGGUGCAACCGGAUCCCUAAGGAUGUUGAGCAAAAGUUGAGAGAGCAAGAGCCGCGGCUGCAUUUUGCUUAAAUGAAAGAGAAUGGGAGAAGAGAAGGGCACCAUCAGCCACAGCUUUGCCGCUGAAAAGCAGCCAUGGAACAGAAAACUGUGAAGGUUGCUGCAUGAAGGGGACAGUAAUUGUGUCUUUGAGAAGGAAGGAAGAGGUCAGCAUGGCCAGGAAACAGGCGGUUGCUUAUGAAACAAGUGCGGAAGACCUGCCAGGAGAAGCAGCGGGAUCUUCGGAUCUUGCCCAAUGGGAUCUUGCCCAAUGGGAACGUCUCCCACAAACACAACACCCCCCCAGUCCAGUUUUGCAACAUCCAAGUCCACCUGGGAUGGAAGGGUUUAGCCCAGGGCAGGUCUCCUCCUCUGCAUUGGAAAUAUCCAAGUUCUUUGUCAAGGAGAAAAAUUGAAUUCUGCAAGACCCUUGCAUUUAUUUAUUUAUGUAUUUAGAUUUGUUUUAUUUUGUUCGUCGUGGGAAGCAGCAAGGAGCUGUGCAGGCCUUGGAAGGUCUGUCCUCCACCCUCCUGACUACUGAAAAUAUUUUUAAAAGCCCUCUGGCUUUUGAGAAUUCAUCAGGAUGGGCCAACAUGUAUUGGAGUUCAACUUUGUAUCCAUAAUGACUAGAAACUUGCAGUGUUUCAUUUUUUAAUGGAAGCGGAGACUCUCAGGAAACUGGAUUCCAUGUAUCAGAUUCUUCGAUUUCCUUGCACCUUCACAGAAUACUUACAAUCGUAUUACUAACCAUUGUUAAUCACACACACACACACACACACACACACACGUUAUUUUGUCAUCUGGGCUGUUCUGUCAAGUUGUUUUUCAUUGCAUAUGUUUGAACGCUUGGCUUCAAAUACAGCAAAUUCCAUAGUUUGAUGAUGCAUUGUGUCAAGAAGUCCUUCCUUUUAUCUGGCCUGAACCUCCCACCAAUCAGCUUCAUGAGAUAUGACCCCCAUUUGGGUUCUAGUAUUAUGAGAGAGGGAGAAAAAUGUCUCCCUACCCGCAUUCUCCACACCAGAUUGCUGGGUCUCAGUAGGAAGAGCCUUCUCUGUAGUGGCCCCACACCAUUAGAAUUCCCUCCUCGGGAUCUAUCACCUUCUAGUCACCGCUAGCUUUUAAGAAAACACUGCAUGCUUUUAUUCCCAUCUGUGUUUUGUUCAUAUGGUGUACUUUGGGAUGAUGAUGAUGAUUUUUUAGCUGUCAUUGGUUUAAUUAAUGCUUCAAAAUUGUAUUUUUGUUUUGUAAAUGUGUUUUAAUUUAUUGUGGGCGUGUUCUAAAAUUCAUUUGCAAACUGCCUUCUAAGGUCAAUGUGUCCUGGAAGGUAGCUUAGAAAUCUUUUUAAUAAAAGAAUGUAUGAAUCUGGUGCAAAA